Messenger RNA from Guillardia theta CCMP2712, 531 nucleotides. RefSeq lists its product as hypothetical. Gene Ontology annotation, biological process: fatty acid beta-oxidation. NCBI's taxonomy places the organism in Eukaryota, Cryptophyceae, Pyrenomonadales, Geminigeraceae. Gene Ontology annotation, cellular component: mitochondrion. The transcript has 2 exons. Gene Ontology annotation, molecular function: enoyl-CoA hydratase activity. The annotation marks the transcript as partial. The record is from RefSeq and is a predicted model, not a curated record.
GUUACAGUGGAGAUGAAGUCAUCCAAAGUUGCGAUCGUCAGAAUGAACAGGCCGCCUGUCAAUGCACUCAGCAAGGACCUCAUGCAUGGACUCAGGCGAACUAUUUGUGAUCUUGAGGAUAAUGACGUCAAGGGAAUCGUCCUCACCUCGUCAUCCAAAGUGUUCUGCGCUGGACUCGACCUUGCGGAGCUCCUGAACCCAACACAAGAGUUCGUCUCGUCCUUCUGGAAGGAGCUCCAGGGCCUCUGGAUCACGCUGUACAGCUCGAGACUGGUGACGGUUGCCGCUGUCAACGGAGCAGCGCCCGCCGCUGGCUGCAUGCUGGCCUUGUCUUGCGACUACCGGAUGAUGUCGAGCAAGAACGUGAUUGGAAUGAACGAGACCAAGUUCGGGCUGUUCCCUCCUCCCUGGUUCGUUGAGCUGAUGGCCGACACCGUGGGCCGGCGAAAGGCCGAGAUGCUCCUGCUGCAGGGCACUCUCCUCUCGACCGAGGACGCGCUGGCAUGCGGCAUGAUCGACCAGAUUGUGGAG